AUGGGGAACUUAUUAAAGGCUUUAUGGGCCCCCCGUGUGGGGUUGGGGGGGGCAAAAAAGGGGAAAGUGGAGGAGGUGGAGAGUGAUGAUGAUGAUGGAAUGGACUUGAACUCUCUGCUACACACACCAAAAAAACGAAAGUUAAAUUCCACCUCGAAGUAUAUAUACAAGACAUUGUUUGAAGAUGGACGAUCAUCAGACGUGAGUGUUGUGGCUCUUGGACACGAGUGGAAUCUACACAAGGUAUAUCUCUGCCAGAGCCCAUAUUUUGGUAGCAUGUUCUCUGGUAACUGGACAGAGACAAACCAAUCUCAGAUAACAAUUGAGAUUCUUGAUGAUAACAUCAACAUUGAUGCACUUCACCUGGCACUGGGUCAGUUCUACAAGGACGACAUCGAGGUAGAAGCUGCUCAAGUUAUCCCUCUCCUGGCUACCUCCCUACUUUUGCAGAUGGAUCCACUCAUUGACCAAUGCACCUGCAUCAUGCUUGAGACUAUCAACUUACAGACUGUGGUGCAGUAUCACGAGGCAGCGCGAAGGUAUGGGGUAGUGGAAGUAGACAAGGCUUGCAAACAAUGGCUGCUUCACAACCUACUGACUCAGGUUACUGAGCAUCCUGCUACACUGCGACACAUACCACCAGAUUUACUCUAUGAGUUACUGUCAUCACCGCAUCUUUAUGUCAUGCAGACAGAAUUUAGUGUUUAUGUCAUGUUGAAGGCUUGGGUGUUUCUACGUCUAAACCCUUCAUGGGAAGGCUCACAUGAAGAGGCAUUUUUGGAGGCCCAUAAAUACUUCAGAAAUCGAACAGAUUCUGGUUGGUUUCUUGAAGAAGAGGGGAGAGAAUUCUCUCUAGUUUUCUCUGCACUGAGACUUGUGUACCUUAUUUACCACCACCUAGAUGUUGAAAUGUUGUACUCUGACCGCAUCUUGCCUCCUUCAUGGUUGACACCUGCUAGUAUGCACCAGUGGUACAACAUGCUCAGAAUUGAUCAAGGCAAAGACAAAGGACCAAGUGAAAUCUCUGAACAAGAAUUUGACAAAUCAUGUACACGGUGUGGACGAGUGUUAGCCAACUCUGGACAGCACAUUUGGAGAUGGACAGGCUAUAACUUUGGUCUCGAUUUAGUUAUGACUCAUGAUGGAGCCUCCCUGAGACUGAAACGCAACCACAGGACAGAAAACAUUGCCAGCAUCAUUGCUCAACCUGGAACACGCAACAUCAUGUACAGAGUAACGGUGGCCUCACUCGACGAGCAGAAACAGGUAGUGUACACAAAGACGACAGGAGUUCAGGCAGCCUCUUUGGCAAAGAAUGAAGAGAUUCGUGUCAUGCUGCUGGACCCAGAAGUGAAAUAUCCUCUGUUACUUAGUGCCAACUUUCUCAUCACCACCAACCAUCAACUCACAGUCCAAGGAGCAACUACAUCUGCAACAGCCGGUCCCCCAUGUCAGCCAAGCAAAGAAUAACCGUUUCCAAAACUAUUCUUGUGGAUCUGGUGCUACCUAGGUAUAAUCAUUUCACUGCCAAACAUUGUGUUUUGCCAGGACAGUACAGUAUGUAUUUAAAAUACAGGAGUGCCAACUUUCAAUGGAUUGAUAGGAUCACAUUUUAGGAAAUCUUUAAAAUGUGUCGUGUUUCUCAAAGCAUGACCCAUUUGAGUUUAUAGUUUAGUUUACCUAUUAUUAUAUUCAUAAAAAAUUGUAAACCCUAGAUGUUAGCCUUUUAAAAAGAGCUAAAUUACAAAUAACCAAAAAGUAACUAUUUUAAAUUUAAAAAAAGGAUUACAGUACUUAGCAAAGAAACUAGUUUAAAUAUUAAAAAUUUUUGUUUUAUUUAUAAGUUGUGGACAAGUAGUUUUAUAGUGGCUUUAACUGCUCUUUCUUACAACCAAAAAAAAAUUAAUAUAAAAAUGUUAAAGCACGAUAUAUGGUGGAAAUAUACCACAAAUAAUUAUGGUCUCGCUUCCCCUCAAGGAAGAUUCCUCAAUGCUGGCAAAGGACUCUUGACCCAAGGAAUUGAACCUGACCUUUCCUUCCUUGAAUCAGACCUGAUUGUCCCAUUUCCAAAGUGCUGUAUGACCUAUGUGUUUAGCUCCCCUUUCCUCAGUGUAACAAUCACUUAUUCCUUGUCAAUUACAAGUGCUUUAUUUUUAUUACAAUAUCUUUAGUGUUACCAAGACUAGUAUAUUGUCAGCUAGUUGUAACACAAAAGAUAGUCAAAUAAGCAAGGCUGCAGUUAUUUUUUCACCCUUGUUAUUGGUUUCUCUUAGAAACUUUGCAGUUCAAAAAUAAUCAAAUA
Molecule: messenger RNA, 2302 nt
Organism: Cherax quadricarinatus
Lineage: Eukaryota; Metazoa; Arthropoda; Malacostraca; Decapoda; Parastacidae
Gene: gcl
Product: germ cell-less
Biological process (GO): germ cell development
Molecular function (GO): protein binding
Source: RefSeq, a predicted model, not a curated record